UAGGCGUUCCAGUCGAGUGUAACAAACAGCGGAGACGGAGCUGCACGCUGCGCAGGAUCAUCAUCACACACACACACUGACGUUUGCUGAAGAAAAAUAACAACAGUUUUAUGACCACACACCUUUUUUUUUAAGAACGAUACAGCCUGUUAGUGCAACGUAAAAGUAAUCGCCCGGUUGCCGGGGGCUUUAGGAAACGACAAGGAAGUCAUCAUGUGAAAAAAAAGAUUUGGUAAGCGGACAAAAGGGCUGGAUUACAAGAAAAAAGAGAAAGUUAUAAGGGCGUGAGCGGAAUGUCCGUGGAUGAGAAUCCUGGAGCCUCCAUGUAUGUGUAUGAGUCGACGGUUCAUUGUACCAAUAUCCUCCUGUGCCUGAAUGACCAGCGGAAACAGGAUAUCCUGUGCGAUGUGACCGUCCUGGCGGAGGGCAAAGAAUUCCGCGGGCACAGGGCUGUCCUAGCCGCCUGCAGUGAGUACUUCUUGCAGGUGCUGGUGGGACAGGCGGAGAAUGGGCUGGUCGUUACCCUACCAGAGGAGGUCACUGCCAGAGGAUUCGCCCCAUUGUUGCAGUUUGCCUACACUGCUAAGCUGUUACUCAGCAGAGAAAACAUCCAGGAGGUCAUCCGCUGCGCCCAGUUCCUGCGCAUGCACAACCUGGAAGACUCGUGUUUCCGAUUCCUGGAGGCCCAGCUCCGCAGCGAGGAGGACGGCCUGCUGCUGUACCGCAAGGUGGCAGCGGACGUCAACCACUCGGAGGACGAGAGCAUGCAGUCGGAGACCGCCAAGGCCAAGUCCCCCAGGCCGCGUCGCCGCGGAGACUCCCUGGCCUCUCUGCGGCGCCCGGAGGAGGAGCGGGUAGCGGCCGACUUCGACAGGCACGCUGCCUCCGACCACCCUCACUGCCCCAAAUACAGGAAGUACCAGUGGGCCUGCAACAAGCACAAUAACGACACCUCACACACCAGUACCUCAGGUUUCCCAAGCACAUUAAAAGAAGGCAGCGGUGUUGGCAGCGGUGCGGUGCGAGGGCAGAGCGGCCCGCCUGCAGCCCAGAUCAAAGUGGAGCCCCGGGCAGAGGACGAAGCCAUCUCGCUGUGCCUGUCUGGAGACGAGCGGGACAGCCAGGACAAGGACAAUGUGACGGCCAUGGAGAUGGACAGCCCCGUGCUGGCAGAGCGAGCCAGGAACAACAGGUCCCCGUCCUGCCUGCGCGCCUUCUUCAAGAAAGGAGGGGAGCCGCCGGUCCUGCCUGACGCGUCACAGCGGCUGUUUGCUAGCAGACUUGCCUGUCCACAAGACAAAGGAACCACUCAGGGAGAUCAUAAAGACUUCAGGCCUUUCUCUGGGGAGCAGGCCCUGCCUGUUCCUUCCCCUAAAGAAGUGGACGGCUUCCCCGCCGGGCUGUCCCUCAAGUCCGCCUCCUGCGACGGAGUCUGCAAACAGGAAGUGGAGCUGGACCGCCGGAGCGUCAUCUUCUCCUCAGGGGCGUGUGACCGUCUGGGAACACCGGCGCAUUCCUACCCCGGAGGGAACUCCCUGGAGAUGGAGCUCUCUGAGCACCCUCCAAAGGACCUGUGGGCCGGGGCCAGUCAGUCCCUCCCCAGCUCCCAGACUUACUCGCCCAGCAGCACUCCGGCUGAAGCCCCUAUCCCCUGCCGGGCCAGGCCCAACACCAGCUGCCCCGUGCCCAUCAAGGUGUGUCCCCGCUCGCCGCCGUCUGAGACGCGGACUCGCACCUCCUCCUCCUGCUCCUCCUACUCGUACGCGGAGGACGGGAGCGGAGGCUCGCCCUGCAGCCUGCCCCAGUUUGAGUUCUCCUCCUCGCCCAGCUCCAACGUGACGCGUUGCAUCAUCGCCGACCCACCGGAGCCUGGCGGUGUGGGGGGCGACGCCCUCUUCAGCCAGGCGCGCCCCAAGAUCAAGUGCGAGCAGUCGUACGGCACCAACUCCAGCGACGAGUCUGGGUCCUUCUCCGAGGGAGACAGUGAGUCCUGUCAUGUGCAGGAGCAGGGGCCAGAGGUGAAGCUCCCUUUCCCCGUAGAUCAAAUCACAAAUCUUCCACGGAACGACUUCCAAAUGAUGGUAAAAAUGCACAAACUGACCUCUGAGCAGCUGGAAUUCAUCCACGACGUCCGGCGUCGAAGUAAGAACCGCAUCGCCGCCCAGCGCUGCCGCAAGAGGAAGCUCGACUGCAUCCUCAACCUGGAGGUCGAGAUUCGAAAACUGGUCUGUGAGAAGGAGAAGCUGCUGACAGAGAGGAACCAGCUGAAGGCGUGUAUGGGUGAGCUGUGGGAGAACUUCUCCUGUCUGUCCCAGGAGGUGUGCAGAGAUGUGCAGCUGAGCCCAGAACAGGUGCAGUCGCUGCACCACUACUGCCCAGUCCUGCGGCCCGGCAACAACACAACCAACAACAACGCCUCUCACUCACCAGCCGCCACCAGCAUUGACCUCACAACCCACUCGGGCGCCCCCACCCCGGAGCCCAGCUUCCAGAAGUCUCCCGGCCCAGAGAGCGAGGCAGACUCGGCCAUGGGGAACGGCGCGGAUGAGCCAGGAACUGAUGUGGAGGGCCAGGACCCAGGCCAGCUCACGGAGUCAGGCCUCUCUUUGGAACAGUCCAAUCAGACGGUCACGGUAGACUUCUGCCAGGAAAUGACAGAUAAAUGUACGACCGACGAACAGCCGAGAAAGGACUGUUCUUAGUAUCUUUCGGUUCGUUUUUAUUUUUUAUUAUUUAAUUCUAGUCGUAUUCUUCUAACAAACCCUCUCUCGGGUUGUUGAGACGGUCAGCCUCUGCCAGUGUUCUUUGAACGCAAAUUUUUGUUUGUAUUUAUGUGUUCUGUUGUCUUUUGAAAAGUCGACACUACAGUUGUCUUAACAGCAGCAAUACUAUUCUCCGGGUAUUCUCCUUAUACCAUGACAGAGUGGGACCGUCUAACCAAUCACGUCAGUUCAAUGGUGCUACACUCGCCCUGGCAGCAACCUCUACAGUGGCAGCACUGUGUCUUCAUGUAUUACAGUCUCCUCACAACAGUGAUGGGCAAAGAUCACACCUCAAUAUCAAACCUCAAUGGACCUAACUGCAACUCUCUAUCUGUCUUCUGUCUCUCUGACUACUUUUAAUAUCUUAACCUCUAUCUUUAUCUCUUUUUCUGUCUUUUUCACUCUCAUAGACUCAUAAAUACACACCAACGUUCUGUCCCACUUUGUCUACCUCUCCUCUCUCUUACUCUUUCUCUCACUCUCUCUAACUUUCUCUCCCUCUUUCUCCCCCUCUCUCUAACUCUCUCUUGGUGGCCCUUGUCACAGCAAUUCAAACUCAGGAAAUCUUCUGAAUGUUCAACUUGAUUCAUGAGAAUGAGAAUACAGCGUAUGUACAUGAGAGAUUUAUGAAGCAGACAGACUGUACAUGUUCAUAUGCAAAAACGUCUUCUGUGUCUUUCGUUUGUGUCUCUGUACAGCAGACUUUGUGUACACACAGUACCUAAACAUUCCUCCUUUGCCUUCCUCAGCACUGAAAGAAAGAGAAGAAGAAAUAUUUCCCAGGUGGUUAAAUAGCUAUGUUCCCACAGGUCAGCAAUACCAUUGUAUUUGGAUGUUGUAAUGGUAAUUUUCAAGUGCUUGCUUGGCAGAAUGAUAAUGUACAUAGUUUGGCGCAUGGUGACUGUCGCAGUAAUAUUGUAAUUUUUGUUUUUUUCUCACUGGGCUUGUAUCAUGCACCUUUUUGCUAAGGGAAACAUUUGCUUUGCUGUUUCCUGUCUAAAGGAAAAUUCCCCAUAAGAGUGGGUGUUCUUCAACUCAGGAAAUCAGCUUAAUACACACCACACACACACACGCACACAGACACACACAGCCAGGUGCAUUGAAAACACACACAUUCAUUUUAGAGCCCCUUGCGUGAAAAUGUUAUGUUUAUGAUGAUGGCAGUGUAAAGAACAUGACUGGUGGCUCAAGCCACAUCCACUCAAACUUUGACACCUCUUUAAAUGUGAAAAGAGUCUCGGCUUGUGUUUAAAAAAAAAAAAAAAAAAAAAAAAAAAAAAGGAUACUUUUUUUUCUUAUCAGUAUUGAAAGAUGCUACAUGCCCGAUGGUGAAACUCCUUCUGAAUCCUAUGAAUAUCUCCAGUGUUGUGUUUUCAAGUCAGGGAGUGUGGACACCUUCUCAAGCUAUGGGUCAUUAAUUCAGCUAGUUUCUUGGACAAAAGAAAUUGAUUGAUUUGACUACAGAGAUGCUUUCUCCUAAUAAUUUGACUCUGUUCUGGCACUUUGUCUGCAGCACCAGGCUCUCCCAGCUGGCUGGCUCUUCAUUUAGAGACACUAUCAGAACCAAGGGAGGCUGAUCAUGGAGCACUUAAAUUGGCACUUAAUAAACAUCCUUAAAUAUGUGUUUAUUGACACACAGUAAAUAUCUCAAUGAAGAAUGCAAAUAAAAUAAACAGGUCUAGUAACAAAGAAAGGAGGUGAAUGUUAUACUAUGAGUGUUCACAUCUUAUAUUUCUAUUUCUUUAAAAAUUGAAUAAGCUGAUUCAAAAUUCAGUUCAUGUGAAAGCAGUGUAAUGUUGUUAAACUGAUGGCAAUAGUCAGAAAUAGCAACUUUUGCUCUAAUUGUACAUUUGUUGAAAACAUCCUUCUGUGAUGUGCUUGCAUGUUGCCUGUAUAACUUACAUAGUUAUUCUGUCUAGCUUAUGUUUGCCUCUAUAGUCCUCAGCAAAACAAUAUUGUUUUUUGAUGAACAAGAUUAGCAUUUUCUUGUUAAAAACAAAUCCUUGAUCUUACCUGUUCAACUGAGAUACUUAAAAGUAACACUUCUAAAAAACAAAACCAUUAUUUAUGAUGCGGCGUAAAGUACAUAAAAAUAUAAAGCUUUAUUUAUAAUACUUUCAGGUCAAAGUCAAAUUAAAUUCAGACUGUGGAAAGAGUUAACAUUGGAUGACAUGGAUAGACCCUUAAAAUAAUUAAUGUCCCCAACUUUUAUCAGCUACAGGCUUUCCUAAAAGCUUGUCAGGAUGAAAUUCUGAUCCUCAAGAUCAGUGAUGAGACUCGAGCAGUUUAGGUUGUGUUGCUUAAGUGUGUCUUUGUUUCAGUGUGUUUGCUAGUGUGUUUGCUAGACUGAUUAUUUUACAAGUUUCCAUAAGAUUUUAAUAAGAUUAAACUAGGCUCUCACACGUCAACAAACAGACACACACAAUUCUUGACCAGUAAUGUGUGAGUGUUAGUGUUGUGGUGACUUUUUGUAAUUCGUUUUUGUGAAGUUAUUUUUCCACUCCAGUCUUUUCUCAUUCAUAUGCUAGUAGGAAAGGGGAACAGUAUUUACCA
This is a messenger RNA of Hypomesus transpacificus, 5315 nucleotides long. RefSeq names its product BTB and CNC homology 1, basic leucine zipper transcription factor 2b (gene bach2b). The transcript has 5 exons. The coding region runs from base 294 to 2702 and encodes 802 amino acids. The record is from RefSeq and is a predicted model, not a curated record. Gene Ontology annotation, molecular function: DNA-binding transcription factor activity, RNA polymerase II-specific; protein binding; RNA polymerase II cis-regulatory region sequence-specific DNA binding. NCBI's taxonomy places the organism in Eukaryota, Metazoa, Chordata, Actinopteri, Osmeriformes, Osmeridae. Gene Ontology annotation, biological process: regulation of transcription by RNA polymerase II.